CUGUUUUUCUCAAGAUGUUCUAUUGUAUCUCAAUGCAUAGUAGCUCAAAAUUCAAUUAAUACACAGGAAUACACAGAAUAUGUUAUAUUCCAGAGCAUUACAUUCAUUGUAUUAAAAGAGGACUCCACCGAUUAAGCAUUGCAGUCCUGCAACAGUCAGACUCACAAUGGACAGUUUUUAAAAAAGAGAUCAAAAUUAAUGUGGCGGAACCAGAGAUGUCAUCCAAUCGUCUACAUUACCCACAAAACAAUUUGGCUCGAUUCACCUGACUGUACAGAUUCGGAUUGUGAUGUGUAAAAUUGAUGGAGUUCCCCUUCAAGCAUCAUGAAGACGAACUUCUGCAGAUGCAAAAGAAGCUGAAGGGGACAGAGGACGAGCUUGACAAAUACUCUGAGGCCCUGAAGGAUGCUCAGGAGAAGCUUGAGGUGGCCGAUAAGAAGGCUGCUGAUGCUGAGGCAGAAGUGGCUUCCCUGAACAGACGUAUCCAGCUGGUGGAGGAAGAGUUGGACCGAGCUCAGGAGAGACUGGCAACGGCUCUGCAGAAGCUAGAAGAGGCUGAGAAGGCUGCUGAUGAGAGCGAGAGAGGUAUGAAAGUGAUUGAGAACAGAGCUCUGAAGGAUGAGGAGAAAAUGGAGCUCCAGGAGAUUCAGCUGAAGGAGGCUAAACACAUCGCAGAGGAGGCCGACCGCAAGUAUGAGGAGGUGGCCCGUAAGCUGGUGAUUGUAGAAGGAGAGCUAGAGCGUACAGAGGAGAGGGCAGAGCUGGCUGAGGCUAAAUGUGCUGAGCUGGAGGAGGAACUGAAGAACGUUACCAAUAACUUGAAGUCUCUGGAGGCCCAGGCUGAGAAGUACUCUCAAAAGGAGGACAAGUAUGAGGAAGAGAUCAAGAUUCUGACAGACAAGCUGAAAGAGGCUGAGACCCGAGCUGAGUUUGCUGAGAGGUCUGUGGCCAAGCUGGAGAAGACUAUUGAUGAUCUGGAAGAUGAGCUUUAUGCACAGAAACUCAAGUACAAAGCCAUCAGUGAGGAACUGGACCACGCCCUCAAUGACAUGACCUCUAUCUAAACACCUGGAAGCUCCACAAUCCCGUCCUGGUUGUGGUUUCAAGACUGCUGAACAUCGUCUCAUCGGCUCAAUCUUUUCUCAGUCUGCCCCUCUCCUCACCCCCCUCUCUUCUUCACUCUGUCUCAUCAAUCUUUCACCAUUCCUCAGCUGUUGAACUGUUGAAAUCUGUGUGUGCCUGUUAAACUGUGUUUUCGGCACUUUCUCAAUCUAUCUGCUGAACCUGCUCUGCAGAACCUGCUGCUUUUCAAUCUGUCUCUAGUCAUCUUAAAGCCGUUGUUCAUUGUAUGUCUUCUGUUUAAGGAUGUCUUUGUCUGCUUUCACUCUUCAUUGUACUUCUGUAUCGGUUCUAUUCUGUACCAGUUAUAAACAGGGGAGGGAAGAAAUUCUUGAGUUGA
Thunnus maccoyii (southern bluefin tuna) is the source of this 1459-nucleotide messenger RNA. RefSeq names its product tropomyosin 3 (gene tpm3). Lineage: Eukaryota; Metazoa; Chordata; Actinopteri; Scombriformes; Scombridae. Gene Ontology annotation, biological process: muscle contraction; actin filament organization. Gene Ontology annotation, cellular component: actin filament. The transcript is spliced from 11 exons. The coding region runs from base 303 to 1064 and encodes 253 amino acids. The record is from RefSeq and is a predicted model, not a curated record. Gene Ontology annotation, molecular function: actin filament binding.